AUGGUGGAGGACGAGAUGGUCCCGGGGGAUGGGUGGAUCUCCGACGAGUCAAGCUUCUAUGGUGAUGAUGGUGAGCUAGCGUACCAGCUCGACCUCUGCGCUCACUUCAAUCCGAAGCCAUUCUGGUCUACGCAUCACCAAGACUUGAAUAUCGUCACCAUGGCCGCCAGAUCUCAACAAACUUCAGGACCCGUACCAGGCAGGAAGACGGCCCCAGCCAAAUUAGCGCUUUCGACGCAGGAUACCUCUUCAGGUGCGCUUUCAGCCCCUGUUGACAAGCCACUUGCAUUUCACGGUCUUGACCGAAAGGCUAUGGAGCAAGAACGGCUCGCGAGGUUGGGCAAGCGGAAGCGGGAUACAUCACCACCACCGCCACCAAAAGCCGAGCUCUUCAACUGCCGUCAAGGUUAUCCCGAUUCGUGGCAGCUUGGAGAAACCGUGGACGACUUCGUCAAACGUAUCCACCCUCUCAGUACUCUAGCCGUCACUUGCGAUUGGAUUUGGGUCGCAAAUCCUUAUCACAACCCUCGCGACAAGUAUGCUUGCCCUCGAGUCGAACAAUUCACAACUCGUGGAAUGGAAUUACUCAAGCAGUCCCGCCAGGAUCGGCAGGCGAUGCAAGCAAAUGACUCUCAAGGGUCGAAGGGAAUGCUGACCAAAUUCCUGAAUCAAGAGGGCAAAGCCCUACAACAACGUAUUGCAGACCUUGCUGAAGAGAAUAAUGUCUUAUCAGGGAAGUGGAUGCUAUUUCCCAAGUCAGAAGAUGUUACCCGCAUGUGGAAACUUAUCGUCAAAGGUGUGAUCGAUGACCGCCUUGGCACUGCGGCUAAGGUUGCUACCGACGAUGGCAGGGACGAACGACUGAUCUGCGUGUACACGAGGAAUUUCCGAGACGCUAACGAUGUGCGCCGUGUCCUCUGCGAGCUUGAAGCAAUGGGUCUCCUGAACUCUGGGCGAACCCUCUACUACAAACCAGAUGCCUACACUUACCUGGACAUCAAUAGUACGACUGCAACCCAAUACGGUUUGCAGGCAAGUCUCCAUAAUAGCCGGAGCAUGAUGGCAGCCGUCGGGUUUCCGCAGUCCACGUCGCUACCACGAAAGAAGCAGUCAACACUCAACCAAUUCUUCUGA
Molecule: messenger RNA, 1134 nt
Organism: Cucurbitaria berberidis CBS 394.84
Lineage: Eukaryota; Fungi; Ascomycota; Dothideomycetes; Pleosporales; Cucurbitariaceae
Product: DUF1917-domain-containing protein
Exons: 4
Coding region: 1-1134 (377 amino acids)
Source: RefSeq, a predicted model, not a curated record